AGUUUUAUGGGUCCCAGUCACCCCAUCUUGUGGGUCAAAUCAAAGCCGGCCAGUCCUUUGGAAAAACAGAAAACAGAAAACAGAUCUAUGGCGAUAUCAAACAACGAAGAUUUAGGUGUAGGGAGUGUUGGUGUGUGUGUGGGAGUGUCUAUCUACAACUACUGUGAUGGGUGGACACUGUGACUUGUUUAUCUUCACUAAUCACCACCAUUGACCCACCUAAACUCAGCUAAUCUAUCAGUAUAAAUACACCCACAAUUGAAACAAAUCGCUUCCAGUGACCCAGAAAAACUAAGCUCGGCUAAUCUAUUAAUACACCCACAAUUGAAACAAACCCAUUUACUUGUUUUUGUUUAUAUCAAAGCAUUGAUUUUAGAGUGAAAAAAUGCCUCACGGUGGAGAGUUUGAAGGAAAUGUCAAUGUUGGAUCACAAGAAGGAAAUUAUAGUCCCAAGGAUGAGCGAAGAAAGCCGCCUCGGCCUGAUUUGAGGAGUGUAGUAUCAGAGAUAAUGAAGUUACAAUCUGACCGAUGUUCUGAGACUGCAGUAGAGCGCUUAAUUUCUGGAUAUACAGAUAAGAAAGUUGAAUCAGCACUGGCAGAACAAAAUCAUCCGUGUAACAAGAAAUGGGACUCUGGGAAUGAGAUACAGCUUUCUAAAUCAAGAAGCUUACAACUACGAUUCUUAAACAAACUCUCUCAACCGGUAUUGACCGGAAAAAAAAUUAAAGGAGAGGAGUAUACCUCCAUUGGAGUAGCUUUAGUUGAUGGUCUUACAGGACAAGUCGUUAACGCGGGCCCUGAAGCCUCAGCAAAGGUGCAAAUAGUAGUUCUUGACAUGGAUGUCAAUGGUUGUGAAGGAGAUAAUUGGACACCUGAAGAAUUCAAGAAUAAGAUUGUUGGCGAAAGGGAAGGACAAAAACAACUUCUUAUGGGAGAUGUUUACCUUAAUCUUAAAGAAGGCUGUGGUUUAAUAGGUAACAUUUACUUUAAGCAUACCAAAUGCUGGAUGACAAAGAAAGAAUUCAGGCUAGGUGCAAGAAUCGUGGGUGGUUUUGAUGGAAUUGAAGUAAGAGAAGCAUGGACAGAGCCUUUCAUUGUUGAGGAUUCACGUGGAAAAUUGUAUCAGAAGCACCACCCUCCAGCUCUAUCUGAUCCAGUCUGGAGAUUAGAAAAGAUUGGUAAAGAUGGUGCUUUCCAUAAGCGUUUGACAGAAGAUGACAUUAAAACUGUGAAGGAUUUUGUGACUCUACUCAAUAUAGACCCUGAGAGGUUAAAAAAGAUCCUUGGUGUGAGGAUGUCUGCUAAGAUGUGGGACGUGACAGUGGACCAUGCCCGAACAUGUAUACUUGAUAAGAGGGCAUAUUUGUACUGUCCUCCCUGCCCUCAACAAAAAACUACUGUUGUUUUUAACGUAGUGGGACAAUUGAUUGGGCUUCUUAUGGAACAACAACUCAUUUCUGUGGAUAAGCUGUCUCUGACUGAAAAGGAUUAUGCCCACAAGUUGGUAGUAUCAGCAUUUCAACAUUGGGAGCAAGUUGUACCUGUUGAUGAUGAGGCAUCUCUUACGAUGGGCUCUCAACAGUUAGCAAAUGCUCUCCACCCCUCAAACUUGACCACGCCAGAGAGUAUAGAUAGUUGUAAUUUUGACACUCCCGAUAUGUAUGGCAAUGCACGGCAAUGUACCGCAGACAUCAUUUCACUUGGGGUUGCUAAUACUUUGGACGACAUUGGCUUGAUUGGUGUUGAAGAACUGGAUUAUAUAAGUCGCCAACCUUUUUGUUUACAAGGCGAAAUCCCUGACUCCAGGAUCUGUGGCCAGGAUUCUGUGACGCAAAAUAUCAACUACGAGCCUGAGAACUUGUUUUGGAGCAUCGGGGAAGAGGGUAUUGAUGAUAUCAAUAAUAGAUAUGAACAACCUUUGAGUUUCGCAAGCCAAGUCACCAGCCCCCUAUUCUGUGAUACAGACACCAUGAUUCAGGCCUUCUACGAGAAUGAGCUUUUGCAGUUUUCUGAUAAUCAUCGUUCCCUUCAAUGUAACAACACAACCUUGCAAUCACAGGGUGAUCCACACAAUGCUGUCAAUGACAUUCAAUUUGCACGUUCUGUGGCUGUUACCAAACAUAAAGCUCAGAGAAGAAACUUUUCUAAAAAUAGUGCUAAGCGGAGAUGGAGAAUGUUGUUCAGCAUAAUGAGGUGGUUCUCGGUGAGGAGGAAUGUCACCAAGAAAAACCCUUUUGAAGAAAUUAAUGAACUCUCAAUUGCCCCUUCUCGAGCUAUUAAUCCAUCAAUUUGUGCUAUUGAAGCUGUGAAUAGCUCCAAUGAUCAUUUGGAAUCACAGGCCAACCUACACAGUGCUGUCAAUGACAUUCUGUUGGCUCGUUCUGCAGCUGUUGCCAAAAACAAAGCUCAGAGACCAUACUUAUCAAAAAGAGAGAAGGCUCAGAGAAGAUGGAGGGUUUUAUUCAGCUUAAUGAGAUGGUUCUCAGUGAAGAGGAAUGUGGCUGGAAAAACCCGAGUUAGAGAAAUACCAAAGAACCUUAGUGCCUCUUCUAUCAUUCGAUGUUCCAAUCAUGAUGGUUUUCAGAGUACUGGCUAUAUGGAACAUGGAUACAAACAGGCUUGGACUUUCCCUAGUAACGUCACCAAAUCCAUGACUGGGGCCUUCUGCGAGGACAAGCAUCUGAGGGUUUUGGAUACUCAUCGUGCAGUCCAAUCUCAGAAGUCUGAUUUGGAUCCACUGGCCAAUGUAGACAGUGCUGUCGAUUACAGUCCAUUGGCUCAUUCUUCAGCUGUUGGCAUGAGUAAAUGUAAAACUCACCGAAGGUACUUACUAAAAAGAAGUACAGCUCAGAAAAGAUGGCGAAUGCUAUUCAGCGUAGCGAGAUGGUUCUCCGUGAAAAGGAACGUGGCCAGGAAAACCUCCAUCGAAGAUAUCCCAUUCAAACUGAGUUCCUCGUCUCAAGAUAUCAUGCCAUUCAUCUCUUCCAUGGGGAAUAUGAAUAGCUUCAAUAGUGAUGGCUUGCAAAGCACCGGCGACACAAGCAACCCAAAUCAUGGAUAUGAACAAUCUAUGCCAGGCAAUCUCACCAACUCCCCAAUCUGUGACACAGAGUGCAGGACUCAGGGAUUCUGUCAGGAUGAACAUCUACAGGUUUUCAAUACCCAUUGUUCACUCCGAUCUCAGAACCCAAAUCUGGAAUCACAGGCCACCCUACAUGACACUGUCAAUGACAUUUUAUUGGCUCGUUCAACCACAGCUGCCAUGAAUAAAGCUCAGAGAAGGUACUUAUCGAAAAAGUACGAAGCUCGGAGAAGAUGGAAAAUCUUAUUCAGUGUUGUGAGGUGGUUCUCAGUGAGAAGGAAUGUGGCCAAGAAAGGCCGUGCCCUAGAUGUGCAGAGGUACUGAUAAUGGGCAGCUUGAAUCAGCAUUGUUUGCACUUGGACUGGGGUAAGUUGGACUGUCCUAAUUAGAUGUCAGGGUAGUUUGGUAAUUAUGUCUUGUUACUACUGUGCUGGAUGGAGAACAAUAGCUAGCGAAAUACAGCAAGUCUGGAUACUCAGAAAAUGGGACCAGAUUUUUGCCCAGAAUUUCGUUGUGUGGUGGAGAUUGAUUUGGUGUAUGAAUCUAGACCGCAUAUUGAUAUUUCAGGGUAAAAAUUCAGGGUAUGUAGUAUUACUAAUCAAAAUAAAUUGUAAGCUUGAUUAGUGUCACUUAGGUGAGUUGGUGAAGUCUCUUAGUUGUCUUGCUAGGUGCUAUGGAUCAUAUCACACCUUCAUCUGGCUGGAGGGGGGACUGUAUAAAGCUUAUUGGCUAUCUGUUUGAUUGUCAUUGGAACAUGUUAUUAAACCAUUUAUUUUAGCAAAUUUCUUCUGAAUUA
This is a messenger RNA of Camellia sinensis, 3878 nucleotides long. RefSeq names its product calmodulin-binding protein 60 B. Gene Ontology annotation, molecular function: calmodulin binding; DNA-binding transcription factor activity; sequence-specific DNA binding. Gene Ontology annotation, cellular component: nucleus. Lineage: Eukaryota; Viridiplantae; Streptophyta; Magnoliopsida; Ericales; Theaceae. Gene Ontology annotation, biological process: regulation of salicylic acid biosynthetic process. The record is from RefSeq and is a predicted model, not a curated record.